Molecule: messenger RNA, 951 nt
Organism: Setaria italica (foxtail millet)
Lineage: Eukaryota; Viridiplantae; Streptophyta; Magnoliopsida; Poales; Poaceae
Product: F-box/LRR-repeat protein 25
Exons: 1
Coding region: 1-951 (316 amino acids)
Molecular function (GO): protein binding
Source: RefSeq, a predicted model, not a curated record
AUGGAGUCGCGAUCCGUCCGCGACUUGCGGCCGCAGCGCCGCCGGGGCAGGGGUGGCGGCGGAGUGGACCGCAUCAGCGGGCUCCACGACGACCUGCUUAUCCAGAUCCUCGUCCGCCUCCGCUGCGCCGGCGCCGCCGCCCGUACCAGCGUCCUCUCCCGCCGGUGGCGCGGCCUAUGGAGGCACCUCCCGGAGCUCUCCUUCCGCGGCGUCGCGCCCGGCGCUGUCGAAGCCGCCCUCGCCCAGGUCGCCCUCCCAAAGCUGUCCCUCCUCGACAUCGAUACCUCCUGGCUCUACACGCUCCGCGCCGACGCCGUCGCCUCGCUGUUCCGCACCGCCGCGCGUCUGGACCCGGUGGAGCUCAGCAUGAUGCUUCGGGUGCACCCAGGUGAUGAACUGGUCCCCUUCGUGGUGCCUUCAUUUGCCCGGGCGAAAUCGAUCAGGCUCGACGUGGACAUGCUCCAUCUGACACCGCCGGCGCUAGACGGUGGGUUCCCGGCGCUGGAGAGGCUUUCCAUCACAAACAGCCGCUUCGAUACCGGUGCCGACCGCUUCGAUAUCGGUGCCCUUAUCUCACGAUGCCCACAACUGCGCGUGCUAGAGUUGAUCAACCGUUGGGGUCUCGACACCGUUACGAUCAACUCGGCAACAAUUGAGGAGCUUCUUGUGAUGGACGUGCAGUUCUCAAUCUCAGGUGUUGACAUCGUGGCACCCGUGCUGAAGAAAUUCACCUUGCAUAGCUCCCUGUCCGCGGAUUUCAGCAUGUCAUUGUCGGCGCCUUUGGUGGAGGAUCUCUCGUUGAAUUACAGUUCUACUUGCUUCCCUAGCUCUCCUAAUGCAGUAGGGAUUGAUGGGAUUGGGAUGUGGUGCCUGGGUCACCUGAAGUUAGGGACAGAGGAGAAUGGCUUCGUCCUAGGUUUGAACCUUGAAAGAGCGGUGCGUCUCCAUUGA